Porites evermanni is the source of this 878-nucleotide messenger RNA. NCBI's taxonomy places the organism in Eukaryota, Metazoa, Cnidaria, Anthozoa, Scleractinia, Poritidae. The record is from the annotation of a GenBank genome assembly.
AUGGAUAUUCUUACGAAGUUUGCGGAAGAUAAGGAAAAGUCUGCAGCCUUAGAAGACGCUUUCAAAUCUUCUAGAUAUCCAGAUACGUUGACUAUUUCGCUUCUCGCUGCCCACAUUGGAUCAACUGAAGAAGAAGUACAGGUAUGGCGUUUUUAACAAUUCUUUUUCUUGGCCUAGAACCAAGGAAAAGUGAAGGCUAUAUAAUAUUUUGACUGAAUCAUCGAAGGAAAAAGGAAACCGGAUGAUUAGGAAAUUGCGUUAAAAAUGUAGAAAAAAUAUUCAGAUCUUUUGCAACCAAUUUUUGCUUAAAUCAAACACUUAAUAUACAGAAAUGUUUUUAGUGUAUUUCUAUGCAUCGUGGUUUACCGAAAAGACCUAUCAGAAAAAAAUAUCCACUGAUGAUAUAACCAAAAUUCCUCCUUAAAGUUUGUUUGGAGGAUUUAUCGUCAUUCAUCCUUUAGCGGAUAUUCUUCCUCAAACCUCAGACGUUUUCUGGUGCUGUGAGUGCAUUAUUAAAUAUCGAGCGCGUCGCAUUUCGCAUUAUUUUUAAAACUGACUGUAAGAAAAUAUGUUUACCUUCCGAAUUUUCGUUUUUCGUCCUUAAUAAGAGGAAAAUCUUGUAUUGAUCUGUUUCGCUGAGUUUUCGAAGCGUUUUUUUAAACCACUAUUGGCGAUUCAUUAACAUAAUGCUGCUUAAUAAAAUAUGCGAUUAUUAUUACUUUUGCCUGUCUAACAAAAAUGUUUUUCUUUUUCAAACAUCGCAGAACUGGUUCACAGCAAGGGUAACAAAAUGGAGGAAGGAAGAAGGAUUUGUUCCAAUUGCUGAACGAGCAGCAAUUUUGGCUCAAAAUAUGAACAAAAGGGGUACUAAAGAAUGA